This is a messenger RNA of Ixodes scapularis (black-legged tick), 1400 nucleotides long. RefSeq lists its product as uncharacterized. NCBI's taxonomy places the organism in Eukaryota, Metazoa, Arthropoda, Arachnida, Ixodida, Ixodidae. The record is from RefSeq and is a predicted model, not a curated record. Gene Ontology annotation, molecular function: nucleic acid binding; RNA-DNA hybrid ribonuclease activity. Gene Ontology annotation, biological process: DNA replication, removal of RNA primer. The transcript has a single exon. The coding region runs from base 34 to 951 and encodes 305 amino acids.
AUAGUUUACGCGGCACCCGUAUUCUGGAAAAACAUGAAAAACUCGCAUUUGUUGAGGAAACUCAUCUCAGUACAAAGAAUCCCCAUGAUAAGAAUAACAAAAGCAUACAGAACAGUAAGCAACAACUGUCUCAAUGUCUUAACAAAUAUAAAACCAAUUGAUAUAACCCUAGACAAAGAGGUCGCCGCAUUUUAUGUCUUUCAAAACAAAGAAGACUACUCCAUAAAUGAAAAAGAAUACACUGCGGACAAGGUACAACAUCAAGUAGAUAUAUGGAAAAGCCAUCCUGCAAAACAGUAUGCAGUACCAUUUGCGACAAGCAACGAAACGCCAGAACAAACCCAGUACAAAAUAUACACGGAUGGAUCCAUAGCAAAAGGAUCAGCCGGGGCUAGUUACAUUAUAAUGGACAGGCAUGAAUCAGUCACAGUAAUGAAAAAGAUAAAGCUACCAAAUUACGCAACGAUAUUUGAUGCUGAAAUGAUUGCAAUCCAAGAGGCAAUAAAAGAAACACUAAGUUUCCCCGACAACACAACAUUCGCCCUCUUCUCGGAUAGCCUCUCCUCACUUAAAGCCUUAGCAAACCCAUACAAUCAGAACCCCAUCGUCCACGAAACGAAAAACCUAAUUAAAACACUCCUUCAGAAACAGAAACUCAGCAUGCACCAUGUCAGAAGCCACACCAACAUCGACGGAAAUGACCUAGCCGAUAAACUAGCCAACGAAGCUAGAAAAACUGGCAGACCAAUUGAAAUCAAAACAUCGAAAAAGUUCAUAAAAAAAGAAAUGGAGGAAGACGCACGAGAAAGAUGGGACAGGGCCUGGACGCAGAGCGAGGUAGACAUAGAACUCCACUCAUGGAUACCUUCAAUCCACCAAAUACCAAAUUCCAACCAACCACCAUCAAACACAGCUGUUAACCAACCAUGGAAAAUUUCCAUAUUACUUUAAAAAGAUCAACAAAACCAAAGACGCAAAAUGUAUCUGUGGGGAGCUGGCUGAAACACUUAACCACUACACAGAUAACUGCGCAACAACCCAGGAAUUGAGCAACACAUUUAAAACAACCCACCCAGCCGGCCUAACAAACGAAUCCAAACCUGACAUUGUAAGCGACGAAGAAAUAAUGAAAACUUUAGAAGCAUUAGUACAGCAAAUAAACAAAAUAACGAAUCCCAACUAAAAAAGAAAAAAAAAAAGGAAAAAAAAAAGAAAAAAAAAACAGAACACAUUUUAACAGAUACAUGUCUCCUUUGCCCCUCAGUCGCAGCUGAGAAAGAACAGGUCAAACCCGGCCAGUCACUCCCCCUUUGCCCUCCUGUUGCCCACGACUCCAUGGGUUUCUACCACAUGGUCAAAAAAAAAAAAGAAAAAAAAAAAGAGCGCUUUAAACUUGCAAA